Rhipicephalus microplus (southern cattle tick) is the source of this 1454-nucleotide messenger RNA. RefSeq names its product snurportin-1 (gene Snup). The record is from RefSeq and is a predicted model, not a curated record. Gene Ontology annotation, molecular function: protein binding; nuclear import signal receptor activity. Gene Ontology annotation, biological process: snRNA import into nucleus; protein import into nucleus. Lineage: Eukaryota; Metazoa; Arthropoda; Arachnida; Ixodida; Ixodidae. Gene Ontology annotation, cellular component: cytoplasm; nucleus.
UUUGUUUUCAUUUGUCUAGAGGGUGGUCUAGAGCGUCCAGCAGUCGUCUGUUUCGUUGGUUCUGUGUGCACGCUCUUGUGAUUUGUAUAUGUCAUCUGUAAACACCAACAACGUUUAUAUUCAUUGAUCUUACACGAUGGAUGGGCUUUUAGACAGCCUUUCGACAGGCUUAAGAGUCUCCCUCGAUGAAAACAGCACCGCCACCCCUCAUCCAAGAUUUGCGUUGUACAAGUUAAAGCACAGCGCAUCAUCGCAAGAAGCGCGGAGGCAGAAGUUUUUCGAGGAGCAGAAAAAGAAACGGUCCGACCUGUUCGAGCAUGCACGCCGCCUUGCUCUUGGUUCGGACGAUCGGGGGGCCUCGGGAGACAAUGAGGAGAAAAUGGAUUGCACGGUAUCCCGGACUCGGAGCAACGCACCAAGGCUAUACAGAAACAGGCUGAUGCUGUCAGAAUGGCUUGUGGAGGUACCAGAAGACUUUGUUGAAAACUGGCUCAUGGUUCCUUGCCCAGUUGCCAAACGUUGUCUUGUCGUUUCGUCGAAGGGCUCAACAAAAUCUUAUGCGAGGAACGGUUACCGUAUUGCCAUGUUUUCAUCACUACUUCCAGGCGGAAGCAAAUCCUCGGAUGGAAAACACUCAGAUUUCUGCCUGCUGGAUUGUGUCUUCUCAGAAUUGCAUCGGACGUACUACAUUCUCGACCUUUUGUGCUGGAAGUCGCACCCUGUUUGCGACAGUGAGGCAGAAUUUCGGUUCUACUGGCUUGACGAGAAAUUAAAUGAGAUUCCUCAGAUCAAGGAGACCAGUGAUGGCAGCAGGGGCUGCCGGUUUGUCACGUUGCCACGGUAUCCUUGCACCAAGGAAGCCAUUUCUGCUCUAAUGAACACGCCACUCCCUUUUGAGGAUGAGAUGGAUGGGUUGUUGUUCUACCACAAGAAAGGACAUUACUUUGAGGGCGUCUCUCCUUUAGUUGGCUGGCUGAAGCCAUACAUGGUACCUGAAAUUUUGGGAACGUCUGUGGACCCACACUAUCUUGAGAAGCAACCACCAAAGCACCAAACAGAUCUCAAGGAGAAAUUGGAAGCCAACAAGUCUCGAACCAGAAGCAAAGUCGAGGCGAUACAAUUGAGUGCCGAGGACUGUGAUACUGAACUAUCUCAUGAGAUGGAGGCGUGAUAUUUCCCUUCUCUUUAUGUGAUGUGUGAUUUCGUUGCAAUUGACGGUGUUGAGAGAAAUCCACAGUGGAAAUUCAUUAUUAAAUCUAACUGCUCAAGGCAGCUUGGCAUUAUAAGCCACAGAAGAUGCAUCCUUUCAUGACACCUCUUUGCAGAAACUGAGCAAUAUAUGAAAACGUAAUGUUUGAGAUGAGUGCAGACAUUCUGUUUUUGUUUUGUUGUCUGUGCACAUGUCCGCUUCCUGUUCCGCAUUAUCUGCAACAAGCUUUGCUUCUUAGCCAGUG